GUUGACUUGGCCUCAAUGGUUUCCGAGGCUCACUGGCGGACACCACCCCUGCGCACGAGGCAUGGCGGCCUGUUCGACCUCGAUUGUGAGGUGAGGCCCCCGGCCGAGCCCAGUGCAGCCAAGCCGACCCCUUCUCUGCCAUGACCAGGCGUGCUGGCUCGAGCUUCAGGGGGGGAAUCUCCAGAAGACGCCCGGACAUGUCACAGCAAGACCGCCGCCGCCCUCGAGAAUAUCCCGACGGGGUGAUGGCGAGCCUCGCGGGCGUCCAGCUCCCAGCCGUUCGCGCGCACUCCUUGCGACGUGGCCCCGUAGCGGCGUGGGCGGAGGCGCCCACCGCGUCGCCCGCGCCGAGGCAGAUUUCGAUCCCCAGGAUGGCCGGCGGGCGCCCCGGCGCGGGCAGGUGGCUCCAGAUCAGCGCCUUCGACCCCGAGAGGGUCCGAAGGGCCAGCGGACUCCAGUCCCCCAGGCCUCCGCCAGUGGCGGCCCCGUGGACUCUCAACGGCGACCUUCCCUACAUGACGAGGCCCGCCAUGAGGACCCCCGGCCAGGGGCUCGCCCCGCUCAGCGGCACGUCAGGCCGGCUCGUGGCCGAGGCGCUCACGGCGCCCGAGCUGCCCACGGUGCAGCUGGCCAGCAGCCGCGCGACGAGCUACCAGCCGAGCGACACCGCGUCGAUCUCCGGCCUCUCCGCGGAGUCCCGGAGCCACUCCAAGGCGAGCGCCGUGACCCAUCGGGCGGGCGCGAGGGCGCGCGAGGCGGAGCAGCCGGGCGCCUCGCCGAGACCCGCCAGUGCCACCGGCGUGCCGCCGGCGACCUGCCACGGGCCGCCCGGCCCCGACGGCCGCGGGGAGGCCCCGAGCGGCGCGGGCCCAGGCCACGUCGGCGGCGAGCUGGCCGGGCCCAGGCGCCCGCGAGAGGCGGCGCCCGCCCGGGCCCGCCCCGGCCAAGCCCGGAGGUCGCUGUCUGCGAGGGGCAGCAGGCGCGCGCCCUCCGCCCCCAGCUGGGGCCCAGCUUCGCUCCAGACAGCCGCAGAGCAGCCCCACUCCCGUGGACGCCUGGGAGCGCGGCCCGACGCGUGAGCUGCCGCCAGGCCACCCCCGCGACCACCCGGGCGGGCCUUGGCCGGCCGACCCCUGCGACAACCCGCGUGGACGGGCCACGAGAAGUAUUUCAGUCGGGCCAGUCCCGCUGCAGUCGAGCAGUGGCGAAGCGUCCUGGCUCGCCUGCAUCUGGCGACCGCGCCUCCGGCGCUUACGCCCCCUGCCGAUCUUGAACGCUUUUUGCCCUCUGCCGCACCGAGGUUUGCGGCCGCGCCUCCGCCGCUUGACACCUUGUCGAUGUCGGACCCCCCGCGGGCAGACUUCGAUCACUGCAGCGCCGGAAGUAUGGCGGUGAAGAUGUAUGGUUGGCUUGCUCGGCCCCCCCGGGGUUGACCACGCUCGUCGCGGCAUAAAUGCUCGAGCUGCGACGGUUUGAAGGAACAUGCAACGAAGACGCCUGGCAAGCGGCCCCGUCUUCCUCCUGAUUUGCCUCCCUUUGCCGAUGAUCCUCAGGCGUGAGGCCACCAGAUGCUCGGUUAAGAUAUUCGGAAAGCACGCGUCGAUCGCGUUUUCUUUACAGACUCUGUGUGCGAUCAGUCCCCCGCCCUGCGCCCGACGGCAGGAGUAGAGGCAUACGUCUGCGAGUGCUGUGAGGUCUUCAGCUCGUCCCGCGGACUCCAACCCCACCAGUGCGCUAAACACGGGAAGCGGAAUGAAGGAAUUUUCUAAGUUUCCGGGUCCAAGCGCUCAUGUUGUGGCAUUAAAUUUGUCUCCCGCUUCCGCAUUUUGUCUCACUUAUCCGUUUGACUUGACGGCUAUUGUCGUGACGCCGAGCAGGUAGGUUGCAGCUAUCAUAUUGCCACGGUUCCUGCUCGACGAAUGACGGGUUCUAGGCCGCGUCUCCUCCUGACUGCUAUGCUCGUGAUUAGUACAUCAUUUGUGCAAGCCUGUACAGUCAAGGUGGUGUUUGCUUUGAACGACCAUUCCUUGUAUAAUACAAGAACAUAUGGCUUUCGAUGCGAGGCUAGCCGACUCACUCGUCACGCUGCGCGAGCUUGACCUCUUGCUUGGGCAUGGUGGCUCUAUGUAUCACCCACUCUGAUGCCGCGCUAUCGGGCGGGGCGACAAGUUGAUCUUUUUCGAUGAUGGGGAAGAGGACUCACUCCAGGGCACCCUCCUCGCCAGAAACGCCGGUAGCCGCUCCGCCAAAGCUGCCAGUUCUCGUUGCCCGCGCGUUGGCCUCCCAAGUUUCGCAAGGCAGCCAUUCGCUCCCAGCGCGGUUCCGGCCCGCUGCGUCAGUGGAUAAUUGGUUGGAAGAGGUACCGGCAAUGUGUGACCUUAUCGUGGCCUCACAUCGCCAGGACAUACGGUUUGUCGCCGUGGCCCUCGUCCAGCCCGCCACGCCCGAGUGCUUGUGCAGUGUGUGCAGUGGCUUGCCCUCUGGCCCGGGUCGGCAGUGAGCCCAUCCAGCGAGGCUUCGCUCGCCGCUCGCCGCUUGCUCUACGUCUACACCAUGGGCGGGCAGUGCGUUCCCGUUGUCCGUUCCCCUCCCCUUUCCCCGCUCCCCGCUUUCCGUGCCCGCGCUUCCAGUUUCCCCGGCUCCCUCUUCUUCGUCCUCCUCUGUUUCUCUCAUACUCCUCCUGCCCCCUGUUUCUUUUUUUCCGCGUCCGCCCGAACUCCGUGCCAGGCUGUCGCACGCGUCUUCGGGCACAUGGUGGCGCAGAUGGCCUCGUUCGUCAAUUCACUACGCGGGCGAUAGCGCUAUCGAGGGGUUCGUCCAACAGGCCUCCCAGGAAUUCGCGCACCUACUCGGAGCCCUUGAAAAACUGUUCAGGAGCGCUUGAGGGAUUAGGCAAAGGAUCUUUUUGCCGGCAUGCGGCAUAUAUCAGAAGGUCUCACGCAUCUUCAGUGCACUGGUUUUGCGCUCCGGAAAGCUCGAAGCUUACAGCAUCAGAAUCGUGCAUUGCCCUUUCUUGAGCGUGCGACCUAAAUGGUCGAUGUCAGCAUGUAGUUGAGUUUAAAGCCGCGGUUGCAGUCUACAGUUUACAGCGAGCAUUGGCAAUCUCGCUGUGCGUUGACGUGUGGUAGAAUAUGUUUGCAAUGUCCAGCCAUAUUAGCCAGAUGUUUUUGCGGACUGUUGGCCGCGGUCGCAGCGACCUACGAGCCAUGCUUGCGCUGCACGCUUUCUCAUGGCACCAGGCCCGAAUCGGCGGAAAAGAUAGGCGACCAAACGAAAUCGGUGAUCGAAGCCGUGCUUGAAGUUGUGACCGA
Messenger RNA from Prorocentrum cordatum, 3311 nucleotides. The record is from the annotation of a GenBank genome assembly. NCBI's taxonomy places the organism in Eukaryota, Dinophyceae, Prorocentrales, Prorocentraceae.